AUGGCGACUGCUGUUCAGAACGAUGCUGGGCAAAUCCCGACCUCUGCAACAAAUCUUGACCAUGCGACAGAUUCAAGAGUCAAUUCAGAUACAGAAAAAAACGAGGAUUCACUCCAACAACAACCGCAACCUCCGGCUGGACCUCCUGAUGGCGGCUUCUUUGCGUGGCUGCAAGUCGCUGGCAGCUUCUUCCUCUACUUCAACUCAUGGGGCGUCCUAAGUGCCUUUGGUGUCUUUCAAACCAUCUAUGCACGUGGCGAUCUCUUUGUCGCGUCGCCGUCCAACAUUUCGUGGAUUGGCGCUAUCCAAUACAGCGUGGCUAUGAUGGCUGGUCUUGUAGCAGGACCCAUCUACGACCGCGGACACAUGAGACCGUUGCUGGUAAUUGGUGCCUUUGGUGUUGUGUUUGGCCAUAUGAUGUUGAGCUUGUGUUCGACAUUCCCUCAGGUACUCCUUGCGGAAGGCUUUUGCAUCGGCAUCGGCGCUGGCUGUUUGUUUGUAUGUGCCAUAUCGGUCCUCCCUGGAUAUUUUUCCUCCAAGCUCGGCUUGGCAAUCGGCAUAGCAGCAUCCGGAUCAGCAUUUGGCGCCAUUGUGUACUCUAUUGCUGUGUUGCAUCUUCUCAAGCACAUGUCGUUUGCUUGGGCGGUGCGUGUCACAGGCUUCAUUGUUCUUGCCACACUGAUACUUCCCCUUAUUGUCAUGAAGCAACGCGCAAGACCGGCAAAGCUGCGACAGUUCUUCGACCCGACUGCCUUCCGCGAUGUGCGAUAUCUCGUCUUUGUGGUCGGCACGUUCUUUGCCUCCUCAGCGCUCUCCACCAUCAACUCGUACAUCUCGUACUUUGACAGCGACAAUCAUUUUACCAGCGCCGAUAUGGCCUUUUAUGUUGUGGCUAUUCUCAACGCAACAUCUAUGUUUGGCCGAAUCAUACCAAACUUUGUCUCGGACCGCAUCGGGCCGUUCAACGUCAUUGCGCCAUGUAGCGCUGCCACCGCUAUUGCUUGCUUUUGCGCCAUUGCCGUCAACUCACAAGCUGGAAUGAUCAUUGUCACCCUUGUACUGGGAUUCUUCAGUGCUUCAUUUAUUAGCAUGCCACCGGUAUGUUUUGCCAGUUUGACAGAAAACAAGGCUCUUAUUGGCACUCGCAUGGGAAUGGGUUAUUCGUUGGCAGGACUUGGUUAUCUCGCUGGAGCUCCGGCGGCUGGAAGCGUGCUGGGAGCUGUAGCACCAUUGAAAUGGAACAUGCUCUGGGUGUAUGGAGGAGUCAUGUCCAUGGCGGCCGGGUUGACCUUUGCUGGUAUCCGCAUCUCUAGAACAGGCUUCAAGUCAAUUGCCAAAGCUUGA
Molecule: messenger RNA, 1344 nt
Organism: [Torrubiella] hemipterigena
Lineage: Eukaryota; Fungi; Ascomycota; Sordariomycetes; Hypocreales; Clavicipitaceae
Source: the annotation of a GenBank genome assembly